Messenger RNA from Carassius auratus (goldfish), 1105 nucleotides. RefSeq names its product olfactory receptor 1468-like. NCBI's taxonomy places the organism in Eukaryota, Metazoa, Chordata, Actinopteri, Cypriniformes, Cyprinidae. Gene Ontology annotation, biological process: G protein-coupled receptor signaling pathway; detection of chemical stimulus involved in sensory perception of smell. The record is from RefSeq and is a predicted model, not a curated record. Gene Ontology annotation, molecular function: olfactory receptor activity; G protein-coupled receptor activity; odorant binding. The coding region runs from base 107 to 1105 and encodes 332 amino acids. Gene Ontology annotation, cellular component: membrane. The transcript has 2 exons.
CAAAGCUCAAGAGAAUGAUCUACUAUAAAUUUGUCUGAUGGCUGGUAAAUUAAUGAGAUGGUGGCAGCUUUGGAGAAGGUGAAACAAAAGCCAGACAACAGGUAUCAUGAGCUCCACGCAGUCAAACUCCUCUGCAAAUGUGACCUUUGCUCGUCCUGCAACAUUUUUCAUAAAUGGCUUUUUUAAUAUCCCACAUGCAAAAUAUUACUAUGUGUUCUUGUCUUUAGUGUAUGUUGUGACUGUUUUAGGGAAUUCAUUUAUCAUGUGUAUCAUUUAUUUGGCCCGAAGACUUCACACAGCCAAAUACAUUGCUGUUUUCCAUCUGGCCUUUUCUGAUCUGUGUGGAAGCUCAGCUUUGAUUCCAAAACUCAUAGACAUGUUUUUAUUCGAGCACCAGGACAUUUCAUAUGAUGCAUGUUUGGCAAAUAUGUUUUUUGUAUUUCAUUUCAUGAAUCUGCAGUCUUUGACACUACUUGUUUUGGCUUAUGACAGACUGGUUGCUAUUUGUUUUCCUCUACAGUAUCAUGUCAUUGUAACCAAACCAGCAAUGUUUCUGAUCAUAGGGGUGAUGUGGAUUUUUUCUGUCACUUUUAUUUCUUCAAUGGUGAGUUUAAUCACAAGACUCUCUAUUUGUAGAUCUAAUGUAGUCAAUAGUUAUUUUUGUGACCAUGGCCCUAUUUAUAGACUAGCUUGUAAUGAUAAUAGCAUAAAUAUUACCAUGGCAAAUAUUUGCUUUGGUCUCCUUGUUUGUAUGCCACUGAUACUGAUAAUCAUUUCAUAUUUCUGCAUUGCUUUAGUUCUGCUUAAAAUUGCUCAGGGUGCUGACCGGAUCAAAGCAAUGAAAACCUGCACGUCACAUUUCAUAUUGGUGGCAAUUUUUUAUGUGCCGCUUUUAGGUAUUAAUAUUGCAGCUUUAGCAACAUUUAUCCAUCCAAAUGCGCGGAUAAUUAACAAUUCCCUGACACAGACAAUACCACCAAUGCUGAAUCCCAUCAUAUACACUCUAAAGACAGAAGAGGUCAUGCAGUCCAUAAAAGAACUGUACAAACGCAAAAAGGUGAACACUAGGCUACUACAGAACAAAAGGGUAAAUACAAAGGGUUAA